GUUUUUUCUUUGUUCUAUAGUUCUUUUUUUUUCCUUGUUGUUAGUGGUUGGUUUAUCAACUCACAGAAGCGCCUUUGUUCUUGCCUGUCAAUCUUUUUAAUUAUUCUGUUGCCUGUUCUAUCCACGUCCGCCUUGCUACACCUCUGAAUUAUAUUUUUUGAAACCCUUAUUCUAUCUAUUAUUUGUAACCAUGUCUUCUCUCACCGCUUAAACAUUUUGCGUACCAACACCGUACGGAUUAACAACAGAACAACAACAGAACAACAGAAUUUUUUAUAACCAACAACAACAACAACGUAGCCCAAUCAUGGUCUACUUCACUGAACAAUGUCUUCUUCGACAGAAGUUAACAAAAAAGACGUCCAAGUCUCGAAAACUCGAAUUUCCUUGUUGAACGCGCUUAAUACUCAAUGAUGUCUAUCCACGUACCAGCAAUUAUCGAAAACCAAGAAAUGAACGACGAUACAUUCCAGCAGUUUUACCAAUCUUUGACCCCAAUGGGUCUAAGCGACGUCAACACCAUGGUGGAUCAGUGGUGGAUGCAAGAUUUAUCCCAAUCUGGUUUCUUGUCUCCCGCCAGCAUUUCAUCCAGCCCGGAAAUUGCCACGCCUCAUGAUAUCUUUUUGAAUUCACCUCAUCUCAAAGAAGAGUUCGAUGCACGUAUGACGACUUCAGCGUGCAUGUUGAACCAAGCAACCGCACCCAAUGGCCAGUCAGUAGCCAAUCUCUUCGCCGAUUUGCCAGCAGCUUUAGCUGCUCUGGCCAGCGCGGCGCCUUCCAAUGUCCCCAGUCCUACCUCUUCUCCUCCAAUGCCAACAUCGACUUCUCCGGCGGCUGUGUUUAUUCCCCAAACCAAACCGGAGCCCAUUUCUCAUGUGGCCAGCGCUAGUACUCCAGCUUUCUCUGCGAGUCCUGCCAAGUCUCGCAAGCGAUCCAUCGAUCCUGCCGACGAAGCUGCGCUCAAACGCCAGAAGAACACCGAUGCGGCUCGCCGCUCCCGUGCCAAGAAAGUCAUGAAAAUGGAAACCUUGGAGAACCGUGUCGCCGACUUGGAAAAGGAGAACGCGAGUUUGUUACUUCGUGUGGCCGUGUUGGAAUCCGAAAAAUCCAACUUCCAAACCAAGGAGACCUCCAACGAGAACCGUAUCAAGAUUCUCGAAGCUCAAUUGGCCGAAGCCCACAAAGCCUUAGCAUCUCGCUCUUCGUCGUAAUUUUUUUCUUUAUUUUUAUUUGUCUAUUUACUUUUUUUAUUUUUUCUAUCUGAUCUUAUUUUCAUAGUCUUUUUUCUUUUAUUUCAUUCAAUUUUUUUCAGCUAUUUUUAGUUUACAUGAUAGAUCAUUUUCUUUACAUUGUUUUCUUUUCCUGAUAUCAAUAGAAUGACUUUUUCUCUACAACCGAUAUUUGUUUUUUAUAUGAUUUGUAUGAUUUGAUCCUUCAGCGUGCACUUUGAGAGAGAACCUGCCGAAACAACACAAGCGGUUUCGACAUUGG
This is a messenger RNA of Radiomyces spectabilis, 1491 nucleotides long. RefSeq lists its product as uncharacterized. Lineage: Eukaryota; Fungi; Mucoromycota; Mucoromycetes; Mucorales; Radiomycetaceae. Bases 411 to 1211 code for a protein of 266 amino acids. Gene Ontology annotation, molecular function: DNA-binding transcription factor activity, RNA polymerase II-specific; RNA polymerase II cis-regulatory region sequence-specific DNA binding. The record is from RefSeq and is a predicted model, not a curated record. The transcript has a single exon. Gene Ontology annotation, biological process: regulation of transcription by RNA polymerase II. Gene Ontology annotation, cellular component: nucleus.